AUGAAUGUUUGUUACACCAACAACCUUAAAAUGAACGUAUUUGCUUCACGAAAAGAACACACGUGCCCACGGCAACCUAUCAUGAGUUGGAAGCUGAAGUUAAAGAUAAAACCAUGCUGGCGAUGUUUCCCUGUCGCUACUGCUGCUACUGUUUCUGUUACUACUACUACUAAUACUACCAUUGGUACUACUACUGCCCUUGCAACUGCUGCUACUGUUACUACUACUACUACUAUUGGUACUACUAAUACUAAUACUACCAUUGGUACUACUGCUGCCCUUGCAACUGCUGCUACUGUUUCUGUUACUACUACUACUACUACUAUUGGUACUACUAAUACUACCAUUGGUACUACUACUGCCUUUGCUACUGCUGCUACUGUUUCUGUUACUACUACUACUAUUGGUACUACUAAUACUAAUACUACCAUUGGUACUACUACUGCCCUUGCUACUGCUGCUACUGUUUCUGUUACUACUACUACUAAUACUACCAUUGGUACUACUACUGCCCCUGCAACUGCUGCUACUGUUACUACUACUACUACUAUUGGUACUACUAAUACUAAUACUACCAUUGGUACUACUGCUGCCCUUGCAACUGCUGCUACUGUUUCUGUUACUACUACUAUUACUACUAUUGGUACUACUAAUACCACUGCCCCUGCUACUGCUGCUACUGUUUCUGUUACUACUACUACUACUACUAAUGGUACUACUAAUACUACUAUUGGUACUACUACUGCCCCUGCUACUGCUGCUACUGUUUCUGUUACUACUACUACUACUAAUACUAAUACUACUACUGCCCCUGCUACUGCUUGUGCUACAGCUACUGCCGCUUGUUCAUCCUUUACAUACCAGACUAUCUUCUGCAACUAA
Limulus polyphemus (Atlantic horseshoe crab) is the source of this 882-nucleotide messenger RNA. RefSeq names its product cell wall protein DAN4-like. The record is from RefSeq and is a predicted model, not a curated record. Bases 1 to 882 code for a protein of 293 amino acids. The transcript has 2 exons. Lineage: Eukaryota; Metazoa; Arthropoda; Merostomata; Xiphosura; Limulidae.